This is a messenger RNA of Daphnia carinata, 4198 nucleotides long. RefSeq names its product phospholipid-transporting ATPase IF-like. The coding region runs from base 546 to 4064 and encodes 1172 amino acids. Gene Ontology annotation, biological process: phospholipid translocation. Gene Ontology annotation, cellular component: trans-Golgi network; endoplasmic reticulum; plasma membrane. NCBI's taxonomy places the organism in Eukaryota, Metazoa, Arthropoda, Branchiopoda, Diplostraca, Daphniidae. The transcript has 24 exons. The record is from RefSeq and is a predicted model, not a curated record. Gene Ontology annotation, molecular function: ATP binding; magnesium ion binding; ATP hydrolysis activity.
UAUAGAGCUAUGGGAAAAAAUGAAAUGAACGUGUAUUGUCGAUUAUCGUCAAUCUUGCUGCGUCGUUGCCUCAAUUAAAAGCCUCUUAAGAGUAUAUUCAGCUCGUAACUCUUGUCGGUAAUCGUAACUCAAUUGUUGCACACACAUAUCCUGGCUCCGGUUUUUGGUUGCGUGGCUCAACAAGUGUGUAGACAAGAGCCUUUCAUAACCUCCCUUUCGUCAUUUUUUGUAUGGAAACGGAGUAGAUCGCAUGUUUUUACAAAUUCUGUUGGCAGGAAACGAGGAAAGAGAGAGUUUAGUAGUGGGGGGGAAAACGUGCUCUUUUGUCCUUUUGCCGACGUUUAUCUAUAGCACUAUUUUCACUUUAUUGAUCGUUAUUUCGCUCCGUUAUAUUGUUGAUUGAAAGUUCGGUAAGAUUUGGAAAAAUAAGAGAGUUUUUUAUUGCUCACAGAAGUUGGCCAAGGUUACAUGCUUUCAUGCAUAAGGUCUCUGUGAUUUUCUGAAGUGUUGGGACUUGAUGCCGACUUUCUGCCAUUAGUCUCAGUAUGGGGUGGAUGAACCACUUGGAUCGUCUUAUUAGAGGAAAGCAAACUCCUUUGGUUAGAAACCGAACAAUCAAUAUUGGUAGGAAGGUCCAUUCACCUUUAGAAAAUGCUCUAAGUGGAACGAGUAGGGCUGAAGUAUUUGUGGACAAUAGGGUUGUUUCUGCAAAGUACACAGUCUGGAAUUUCAUUCCCAAAAACCUUUUUGAGCAAUUUAGGCGUAUUGCCAACUUUUACUUUCUCUGUAUAGCAAUAAUUCAAAUGUCCAUUGACAGUCCAGUAAACCCUGCAACGAGUUCACUGCCAUUGGUUUUUGUGAUAACAGUGACUGCAAUCAAGCAAGGUUACGAAGAUUGGCUCAGACAUAGAAAUGAUAGAGAGGUGAAUUUUAGAUUAGUAGAUGUUGUUCAGCAAGGCUCAAUACAGCAAGUACAGUCACAAAAUAUACAUGUCGGAGACAUCGUGCGGGUAAAACGUGACGAGAGUUUUCCUUGCGAUCUGGUACUUGUGUCAACAUCAGAUAAUGAAGGGAAGUGCUAUAUUACCACAGCCAAUUUGGAUGGUGAAACAAAUUUGAAGACACAUUACAGUCCUAAAGAAACAAGACAGCUAAAGAGCACUGAGCAACUUUCAGCUUUUUCAGCAUGCAUCGAAUGUCAAAAUCCUACCCCCGAUUUGUACAAGUUUGUGGGUACUUUGAAGAUCUUUAGUGAAGGAAGUGUUGAUUGUCCGCAAGUGAUGACUAAGGUGUCGCUUGGAUUGGAAAACACACUCCUUCGCGGUUGCAGACUCAAGGACACGGAAUUCAUUUAUGGGUGCGCCGUAUACACUGGGCAAGAUACGAAAAUGGCGCAAAAUUCAAAAUUGACUAGCAAUAAAUUCUCAACAGUUGAAAAGACGAUGAAUAUGUUCCUCUUGUUUUUUCUCUCAAUUCUCGUGAUAGAGAUAUCUGUCUGCACUGCCCUCAAGUACAAGAUGUGGUUCUCGCCUACUAUAGCUGACGCAUGGUAUUUGAACGCCAAUCAUUCGGCCCCUGUGAGAGAUGUGUUACAAGACGUCUUCUCAUUUUUGGUCGUGUUCAACUACAUCAUUCCCAUUUCUCUCUACGUUACCUUAGAAAUGCAAAAGUUUAUCGGCAGUCUUUUCUUCGCUUGGGACGAAGAAUUGCGGUGCCCGAUCACCGGGGAAAUUCCCAUUUGUAAUUCCUCUGAUUUGAAUGAAGAACUAGGACAAGUUCAAUAUCUUUUUACCGAUAAGACCGGUACUUUAACCGAAAACAACAUGGAAUUUCGCCAAUGCUCCAUCGCUGGUUUAAAGCACAUGGAAAAGGAAGGCGACCUCUUUGCUGCUCUGGAUAACAGCGCUAGACAUUUCAAUCCCGUUCAUCACUUUACCGGCUACCUUGAAGAAUUUUUCGUAGGAUUGGCCCUAUGCCAUACGGUCCAAGUAAGCAUCCCUACCAGUAGUAAGCGAGAGCAGGCGGUUAGUACCCUACCAGGAUACGUCAACAAUACCUUUCAUCCCGAUCAUUUUGACUAUACAUACCAAGCCUCUAGUCCGGAUGAAAAAGCUCUCGUCGAAGCUUGUCGGAGGCUGGGAAUCGUCUUUCAUGGGGAGGAAGAUGGCCUGAUUCGCUUAACUGUGUUUGGCCAAGAUCGGUAUUAUCGCCGGCUUCAGGUGCUCGAGUUUGAUUCAGAUCGCAAACGAAUGUCGACCAUUGUUUUGUUUCCAGAUGAUAGUAUCUGGCUUAUUUGUAAAGGAGCCGAAAGUACAGUAGUGCCUCACUGUAUUGGUGGCCCCAUCAACCAAACGCUGGAACACAUAAACGACUAUGCUCUUCUGGGAUUGCGCACGCUGGCAGUAUCUGCGCGACGGCUUACAUCUGAUCAGUAUGCAAACAUGGUAGAAAAAUUAAAUGAGGCGAGACAAGUGAUGGUCGAUCGAGAGUUGUGCGUUAGCCGGAUUUUUGAUUUCAUUGAGAAUGACAUGACUCUUCUGGGUGCUACCGGAGUUGAAGAUCAACUUCAAGACGGAGUAGCAGAAACACUUGAAGCUCUCAGGGCGGCUGGAAUCAAAGUUUGGGUUCUGACUGGGGACAAACUAGAAACGGCCAUCAACAUUGCCUAUUCCUGUGGGCACUUCAAACGAGGGAUGCAGCUGUUAACUCUAACUGCACAAACCUCGCCAGCAGAAUGUCAGGAGACAUUAUGGAGAUUAAGACGGCGAAUUUGGGAUGAGCCUAUUCAAAAUUUUGGAUUCGUCGUUGACGGUGAAUCACUUGCUCAUUCGCUUAAAGAGCAUAGGCAACUUCUGUCGGAGGUUUGCAGCCAUUGCAAUACGGUCGUCUGUUGUCGCAUGUCUCCAAUUCAAAAAGCGGAGGUUGUGAAAGUAGUGAAAGGAUUCUCAUCAAAACCUAUUACAGCCGCUAUUGGUGAUGGUGCCAAUGACGUUUCAAUGAUCCAGGAGGCCCAUGUAGGAAUCGGUAUUAUUGGCAAAGAAGGGCGCCAGGCAGUCCGGUGCUCAGACUUCGCGUUUGCCAGAUUUCGUUUCCUGCGGCGAGUACUUCUUGUACAUGGCCACUGGUACUACUGGCGAGUCUCUACACUUGUUCAGUACUUUUUCUACAAAAACAUCACAUUCAUCACUCCAGCCGUCUUUUUCGCCAUUUUCAGUGCAUAUUCAACUCAGCCGAUUUACGAUACGUUCUUUUUGACGUUCUACAACAUUUUUUUCACAUCGUGGCCAAUUUUGAUUUUCGGCCUUCUCGAGCAAAACUUUACCUCACGUCAGCUGCUCGAGAAUCUCCAUCUCUACAGAGAUAUUACAAACAAUGCCCGGAUGAGCUGGUUCCAGUUUUUCAAGUGGACUCUUUUAGGUCUUUGGCAUUCGGUGGUCAUCUUUUUCGGUUGUAUACUACUUUGGGAGUCAGAAACGCCUUUUGAUUCACGUGGUCUCAUCUUGGACUUCUGGAGUUUCGGAACACUAGUCUACCACGGUGUCAUUGUUGUCGUCAGUCUAAAGUUGAUGCUUCAAUCCCGUCAUUGGACUGCCCCGUUUGUGAUCUCUAUCCUGCUUUCCGUAUUCGGAUUUAUGGGUCUCACCUUUCUGUACUGCUUGUUCACAGUCGACGCAUUGAAUAAUGGACCACUAAAAUGGGUUUACAUGAAUAUGCUCUCUACCGGUCCUGUGUGGCUUUUCAUUGUACUAGGAGUCGUGGCUGCUCUAUUGCCUGAUGUUAUCAUUGGAGUUUGGGAAGCUUAUGCCGCUGGAGAAGGUGUCCUCGUCAAUCAGCGAUGGACGCCCGGGCAAGCGCUAAAGCAACAGCUUGACCGCACGUUCUCGCUGCUCUCUCAAUCGCGAAGCGGCAAAUUACAAGUGACGUUGGAUCAGACUGCGGCCAGCCCGAAUAUGCAUCAGUCCACGUCGUACGAACUCCGUGUUCAAAGGACUAACGCUAGGAGAACUUCAGCGGGAUUGAACGGAGGUAUCAACGCCGAAUCGACCACAACCUAUCGACACUAACGUCAGUCACAGUGGUUUCCUGGGCCACGUCGUGGAGUCCAACUGGUGGUACUACACCCGCUCCAUUGGAUGAUCGCCUGUCGCGGUCUUGCGUCAACUCUCCACCGUUAUUCACCACCAUUGACGUUCAUUCG